Messenger RNA from Xylaria bambusicola, 792 nucleotides. RefSeq lists its product as uncharacterized. The coding region runs from base 1 to 792 and encodes 263 amino acids. NCBI's taxonomy places the organism in Eukaryota, Fungi, Ascomycota, Sordariomycetes, Xylariales, Xylariaceae. The record is from RefSeq and is a predicted model, not a curated record. The transcript has 3 exons.
AUGUCCGCUCCGUCGCCUCUCCACCGCCAUCAAUCCUCUCUCGAGGGCGUCAUCGAUUUCUCGGCUGAAGCGCCCUUGGGAACCAACCAGCGUAGCAACGCCAAACCUAGGUUUUAUCGCAUCGUCGAGCACUUUGGUGCUAGUAGUGCUAUCGAUAAUAGCGUCCCACCACUAUACGAGCUACCCCGACUUGUCCGCUGUACCUACGAGUAUGCACUUUCCGACGAGUUUCGAGAUAAUUUCCUGCGGGCCUUCUUUCAGGCUACAGCGCUUUCGUUAACCGGGCAGGGCGAUAACAACGACGGCGACCUCGAUAACCUGGAGGAUUCCCGCUCUCUAUUCUUUGGGUUUGCUAGUUACCUCCUCGACCAUUCCUUCCUACCUAUAGCUCAUAUACUUCCACAUUCCUUAAUAAAAGCAAAUAUGGGCUACAAAUUACUAAAUAAUGCUAUUACGCUUACAUCUUUUAUCUAUAUAGCUUUUAAUAACUUUAAAAUAUUCUUCGAACCUAUCCCAAACCAACAACCGUAUACCUACCGAAUUAAAACUUUCUACCACUGUUGCCUUAUACGGAACCUAGCUUUUCCUAUUAUACGAACGUUUUACCUUACCGAUAAUCGAUUAAUCGAUCCACCUUUGCCUCGGCUACUCGCGGUUCACCGCGCCAUUGCACAUAUUCUACGCCUUUCUAGGGCGGGCGAAUAUAUCGAUAAGUUACUUCAAGAUAUGGAUAAGCAAGGCAUACAGGCAGAUGGGUCGACCGAGCUCGACAAACUAGUAAAGCUUGGUUAA